This is a messenger RNA of Silurus meridionalis, 1269 nucleotides long. RefSeq names its product induced myeloid leukemia cell differentiation protein Mcl-1 homolog. Gene Ontology annotation, cellular component: mitochondrial outer membrane. The transcript has 3 exons. NCBI's taxonomy places the organism in Eukaryota, Metazoa, Chordata, Actinopteri, Siluriformes, Siluridae. Gene Ontology annotation, biological process: release of cytochrome c from mitochondria; mitochondrial fusion; extrinsic apoptotic signaling pathway in absence of ligand. Bases 169 to 954 code for a protein of 261 amino acids. The record is from RefSeq and is a predicted model, not a curated record. Gene Ontology annotation, molecular function: protein heterodimerization activity; protein homodimerization activity; channel activity.
CGUAAAGAUAAGCGUCUCCUCGGGGUUCCUCCCUUGUGUCUGUGCUCAGGGUGAACUCAGCAUACUCGCUGUCUGUAGGUGAAUUACUUCAGUUUAAAGCUCUUUCUGUUUCAGGAAGGCGCAGUUAUAAAGGAGUGUUACUCCUUUAUAGAUUAUUCAGUUACAGACAUGAGUAUGAACAUGAUGAACCGCACAGCGCCGCUGAGUUUGCUGUAUUGUGGAGUUGAAAAUGGCGGCGGUGUGUGUGCUGCUCCCCGCUUCAGAGCUCCAGUGCAGACUUUCCCACAGAAACGUGAAGAGGAAUUGGACGGGUACACGGAGGAGGCCGACAAAAGGACUGUUAGAGUGGGUAUUAGUGAGAGAGAGGUGCCGCCGGAGAGCCGCUUACAGCGCCAGGGCGGCGGCUGUGAGGAGCUGAUGAGGCCGAGCCUCGAGACGGAAACCCGGGAGCUACUGGGACAGUUGUAUCGCUCUUACAGCGGACUUCCUGUGAAAUGCUGGCGGAAUAAAAGUCACUCAGCUCUGCCGAGCCUCCACAGGGUGGUGGGGAAAGUGCUGUGUAAACACAAGAUCGCGUACAGCGGUAUGGUGCAGCGGCUGUUUGAGCAAGCCAAUGGUCUGGACAGUGUGAGCUCUGUGUUGAAUGGUGUGUUCAGUGAUGGAGUAAUUAGUUGGGGUCGUAUUGCGAGUGUUUUGGCUCUGGGAGCCGUGGUGUGUGAGCGGCUGAAGCAGGAGCGUGUGAAUGAGCAAGCGGAGGAGUGUGUGGAUAUCGUCGUCUCUCACAUCUCCUUAUACCUCAGCACAGAGCUGCAGCACUGGUUCAUCACCAACAAUGGCUGGGAUGGUUUUGUGGAGUUCUUCCGUGUCGAGGAUCCUGAGUCCACAGUACGGAGUGCUCUCAUGGCGGUGGCUGGAUUUGGAAUAGGGGCGUGUCUCUUCACUCUGAUGCGAUGAAGUGGGUGGGGCCAGAAAUGACCGCUGUUACCAAGGCUAGACUAUUGUCCUUUGUUCUACAGAAAUAAGGAUGGACGUGCUUGUGCUCUUCAGGGUGAUAACACAGAGACUUCAAAUUUGUAUGUUUUGUGAAAAUAGAAAGUUAUAUUUUCAAUAAAAUAUGCCUCACUCAGCUCUGCCCCUGUUCCUAUUGUGAUGUCACUGCGUUGUGUUUCAUAUGGCAGUGUUGCAGCAAUGUCAUUGUUGAGUGCAGGGUCUGUGGUUUACAGUUAGGAAAAGAGCUUUAUUUUUUUAAUAAACGUUUCAGACACUGAA